Molecule: messenger RNA, 1557 nt
Organism: Trifolium pratense (red clover)
Lineage: Eukaryota; Viridiplantae; Streptophyta; Magnoliopsida; Fabales; Fabaceae
Product: telomere repeat-binding factor 2-like
Exons: 7
Coding region: 251-1141 (296 amino acids)
Biological process (GO): nucleosome assembly
Cellular component (GO): nucleosome
Molecular function (GO): double-stranded telomeric DNA binding
Source: RefSeq, a predicted model, not a curated record
ACAAAACGAAGAGACACAAUUUGGUUUCCUUUUCCUCGGUCGAAUUAGAACACAUGCGUCUCAUUCUUUCUCUGGCGCUUAGCAAAAUACUUCUAUUUCUGUAAAAAAAUGGUUCAACUUUUCCCAAUUCUCAUAAUCUCCAACUGAUUAGAUGCACAUGUAGAAAAGGGAAGCACUGAAAUUCCAAGAUUUCCUCUAGCGUAGAAGCAGACAUUAAAUUGUCACAAAAAAAGGUUCUGGCUUUCCUUCCAUGGGUGCUCCUAAGCAGAAAUGGACUGCAGAAGAAGAAGCGGCGCUGAAAGCUGGAGUUGUCAAACACGGGUCAGGAAAAUGGCGCACUAUACUUUCUGAUCCCGAGUUCAGUUCCAUUUUGCGUACGCGGUCCAAUGUAGAUCUCAAGGAUAAAUGGAGGAAUAUAAAUGUCACAGCAAUAUGGGGUUCCCGGCAGAAGGCGAAGCUUGCCCUUAAAAAGAACCUUGCACUUCCAGCCCCCAAAACUAACAAUAACCAAUUGGCCGUGAGUAAAGUAGUUCAACGUGAAGACAUUCUCGAUGUUAAGCCCCUAGCAGCCUCUAGCGGAACAUUGCAAUCUUCAAAUUCAAAAGAACAAGUAUCAAGGUUGGGGGAUAAUCAUGUACUAGAGGCUAUUGUCAAUAUGAAAGAGUCAAAGGGUUCUGACAAGGCUGCCAUUGCUACUUACAUAGAGGAAAAAUAUCAGUGUCCACCAAAUCUUAGAAAGUUAUUGUCAACAAAAUUGCAGCAGAUGGUGACAAGUGGCAAAAUAAUCCAGGAAAAGCAGAAGUACAAAAUUAUGGCCAGUUCAACAGUAUCUGAGAAAAGUAGAAGCUCUUCCUUGAUGCUCGUUGAAGCGAGGCCCAAAGAUUCUCCAGAAGUGGAUAAGAGUGGUGUGGUCAAGGUGCUUUCAAAAUCCCAAAUUGAUGAAGAGCUAACAAAAAUGAAGAGGAUGUCAGCUGAAGAGGCGGCCGCUGCAGCUGCAAAAGCAGUUGCGGAGGCAGAACUUGCCAUUGCGCAGGCUGAGGAAGCAGCUAGGGAGGCAGAGGCUGCAGAAGCUGAAGCUGAGGCUGCUCGAGUCUUCGCAAAAGCAACAAUGAAGGCGCUCAAAUGCAAACUUCGUAGUUGAUGCUGUGGACUUUUGCUUGUUCAUCAUCGUCCGAGUUGGCUUGAGAUAACAGUUUAACUGCUGCAUUUACUGUCAGUUUUUUUGUAGCUGUACAUAACUUUCAGCUUGUAAAUCUGAAAUAUGCGGGAUCAUUCAUGAAACUUUUUGUCAGGAGUUAGUUACAGCUUUAUUUUACUUUAUCCGUUUUAUUAUUUAAGGAAGACAGCGAGGGAACGCUCCAAAGUACUAAAGAAGAGUGUCGUGAUGGAAUGAUUGCCAUAGACUUAUUCCAUUUGGACUAGAUGAAAGACGACACUUUUUAGUAGUGCUCCAAAAGCGACAUGUAUUGUCAUUGAUAUGCCGCUACAUUUACAUUGCUUGUUCUAAACAUCGUUUACAUUACUUGGGCUAUGCAAUAUAUUGACUUCCUUUUGACA